AAAAAAAUGGCAUGCGAAACGAUUACAGUACGGAUGAAUCGCAGUAACAGUACAAUUCCCUGGGGAUUUACUGUAACUGGUGGAGGCCUCACACCUAUCAGAAUUUCCACAAUUCAAAAAGAAAGUCUGGCCGAUAAAGCUGGAUUACAAAUAGGCGAUACGGUCACCGAAUUUUCCGGCCGUACCACAAAAGGAAUGUCACUUCAGGAGGCUACAAAUAUUGUCGACAGAGUUUCGCUCGAAAUUUACAUGCUUUUGCAGAGGCAGGUAACAGAACAUUCAUGUUUACCAUGGCAACUCACUGAGAAAAAUAACCAGAUAACGGUGGAUCAUAUCAAGCCUCAGACUGUUAAUUAUAAUUACUACAAGAGUGAACGAAAAGAUAUAUCGCAUUCAACAACGAAUUAUGAAGUACCGAUCACGGAUGAAUCACCCAAAUACCGCACAUCUUCAUACAGUAAACAUGAGGGAAGUUCUUUGAAUCGCCCAGUCAAUCUUAACUAUCAGCCAGUUUCACCAUUUACGAACGUUACGAAUGUAACGAAACGUAGCGAAUCUCCGUACGUUCAAAGCAAACGUUUCCAGGACAGUUACAGUACCAAUAGCUACAGAGCAGAAUCACGUAAUAUAAGUGGAUAUGGUUCUGACGGUAAACCAAUAUCGGGUAUGUCACGUAACGUACCCAUAGCGCUCGGGACCUCAGCUCCAUCAUCUGCACCACUAACAACAUCAACCAGUAAUCAGACUGGUCCGAAAAACAAAAUUUAUGGCUUAGUUCAUGUUGAUACGAGCAACGCCUACAGUAAUGUCGGACAUCCUUCUGGUUCUGGUGGUGGACAUCGUCCAGCAAGAAAUGCAUCCACAAAACCAGCAUGGCAAGACAGUGGGUCGCGAGUACCCUUUCAACAUUCACCGCGUUCAGAGCGUCAACUGUCACCACAUGCAACAGUACGUCAUCUACAAUACAACUCUCCAAUGAAUCUUUAUUCUCCACAUGCUGCCGCUGAACAAUAUAUCCAACAAACUGGCGGACUUUUUGGCACUGACCCAUCAUUGCAACUACCGAAAGGUGAUGAAGCUUAUCUAAAGUCCGAAACACGUCGUCUGAUAGCGGAAGAGGAGGGUCAAAGUGCGCACGACAAAUCCGCAUCAAUGCAAAGUGCGAGCUUCAAACGAAUAUCCCGCGCAUGUGGUACUCCCGUUGAUUAAGAUAAGUACCUAGUAAGGAAGUUGUCGCCUGAACUGGGAUAAUUUUUGGGUUCUCGAUUAUUGACAGGAC
Molecule: messenger RNA, 1279 nt
Organism: Loa loa (African eye worm)
Lineage: Eukaryota; Metazoa; Nematoda; Chromadorea; Rhabditida; Onchocercidae
Exons: 8
Coding region: 7-1209 (400 amino acids)
Biological process (GO): actin cytoskeleton organization; muscle structure development
Cellular component (GO): stress fiber; Z disc; adherens junction
Molecular function (GO): actin binding; muscle alpha-actinin binding
Source: RefSeq, a predicted model, not a curated record